This is a messenger RNA of Loa loa (African eye worm), 1715 nucleotides long. RefSeq names its product heterogeneous ribonuclear particle protein, variant. Bases 248 to 1201 code for a protein of 317 amino acids. Gene Ontology annotation, molecular function: RNA binding. The transcript has 7 exons. The record is from RefSeq and is a predicted model, not a curated record. Lineage: Eukaryota; Metazoa; Nematoda; Chromadorea; Rhabditida; Onchocercidae.
CACAUUGUAGAUUGUGUUAAGGCAUUGGGUGUGCCAGCCAGCUAAGUUGAGAAAAGAAAGCUCUAUCUGUCGGUAUAAAAAUCAGGAUCACUAUCAGGCAGGCAUUCAGGCAAGAAUCAGGAAUCAGUGAGAGAGACAUUAUUGUACUUCUAUUGACUUGUUGUGAGGGGAUCUCGAUAACUUCACUUAAUCACUAUCAGAGAGACAGUCAGUGUUAAGAGAGUGACACAAAACAGACACAGAUACGAUGGUGAAGACUGAAGAAAACGGAGAUGCAGCUGGUGGAAACCUCGAACCAGAACAAUAUCGGAAGAUGUUUAUUGGUGGACUUACAAGCUCUACCACUGAUGAAACACUCAAGGAAUUUUAUUCAAAGUGGGGUACCUUGGUGGAUUGCGUUGUGAUGCGUGACCCAGCAACAAAACGAUCACGUGGCUUUGGAUUUGUGAGCUUCUCGAAGCAAUCCGAGGUAGAUGCGGCCAUGGCAAAUCGGCCACACAUCAUUGACGGUAAAACUGUCGAUCCUAAACGGGCGGUUCCACGCGAACAGUCGCAACGAAGUGAAGCGAAUAUCUCGUCGAAACGACUCUAUGUAUCUGGCGUAAGGGAAGAACACACGGAGGAUAUGUUCAAGGAACAUUUCGGAAAAUAUGGCAACAUUUUGAAGUGUGAAAUAAUUGCGGAUAAAAACACUGGUAAACCGAGGGGAUUUGCUUUUAUAACGUUUGAUGACUAUGACGCUGUCGACAAAUGUGUUUUAAUCAAAAGCCAUAUGAUUAACAACUAUCGCUGUGAUGUAAAAAAGGCGCUCAGUAAGGAGGAAAUGGCAAAGGUUCAACAACAGGAACGUGAACGAAUGGAUCGAGGAGCACGCUCUCGAGGACCACCAAUGGGACGUGGUGGUGGUGGAUGGGGCCCCGCUGGAGAUAGAGGUGGUUAUGGUGGACAACCAUGGGGCGCUGGUCCCGGCGGACCUGGUGGUUAUGGAGCAGGUGGUGGUGGUCAGUGGGGACCGUCAGGAGGUGGCUAUGGAGGAGGUUAUGGUGGUGGCUACGGUGGUGCACCCGGUGGCGGUCGUGCAGGAUGGGGACAAGGUGGCGGCCAAGGAGGUUGGGGCACCGGCGGGCAGGGUGCUGCGCAGUCAUGGGGUGGAUCAGGUGGACAAAGUGGAGGCGGCAGUUGGGGCGGUCGAGGUUAUUGAAAAUGUGGAUUACGAAAAUGUGGCACACAUCUUUUCACUGCUGAUACUUUUUUUCCAUGGUUUUUCCAACGAUCUCAGUAGGUAGUCCUUAAAGUGCAGAUUUUAAGCCAUUUCAAGUUCUGUAUUUCAAUUCUUUACAAACAUUACUGUGUUUCAAUUUUGCUGUGCCUCCAUUUUCUUCUAAGAAAGUUGUGAAAAUGUUGAGAUGUUGGGAAAAGUGUAGUUCGCUCCUUCUCGAUCUUCUGACAGUUACAUGCAUUUUCGCAUCAUUUUCUGUAAUAUCUGUAGACUUAGCAGUUUUCUUCUAUAAUCUUGUGAUCAUUUUAUUGUUUGCUGAAAUUCACGCAGUAUCAUUUUUACAGUCUUUUGUAGUUCCGGCGUUUUCACACUGUCUGUGUCUCAAAUUUUUUAUUAUUGCAGUUGUUGUUUCGGUUGCUUUUCCCUUCAUUGUGAAGCAUUGUGUAGUAUAAAAUUUCGAAAUGACUUUCCAUUUGUUGUUUUUGCUACUGUUGGC